This is a messenger RNA of Musa acuminata AAA Group (dessert banana), 3470 nucleotides long. RefSeq lists its product as uncharacterized. Bases 2373 to 3221 code for a protein of 282 amino acids. The transcript has a single exon. The record is from RefSeq and is a predicted model, not a curated record. NCBI's taxonomy places the organism in Eukaryota, Viridiplantae, Streptophyta, Magnoliopsida, Zingiberales, Musaceae.
AAGACUGUGACUUCGCUCACAUCAGGAAUGUUUGACGAUAAAAGGAAGAUGAAGCUUUAACUCUCAAUUAUGGGGAAGCGAAGAGGAAGAGGCGCCAUUUCUGCUCCGGUGCCCCCUUUGCUACGAGGCCAACAAGGUAUGGUCUUUCCGCUCCGGGCCUUGCUUUUCUUUCCUUUGCAUUUCUCUCUGUCGGGUAAUGCGAAUACAAUUUCUUGUGUGAUUUGGUACUGCCAUUUCCAAGGUUGGAAUUAGAUGUUCAUUGCAGGGCAUGGGAAGGGAAAUUGAACAUUCAGGAUCGAGUCUUGUUUUCUUUCUUCCUCAUCGAUGCAGUAGUUCACUGAUCGAUCUCGUACGAUCGAUACCGUCCUUGUUGCCUAUGUCGCAGCCCUUUUCUCAACCUAGAAAUACCAGAUCAUAUGUUUCCCGGGUGGAUUUUGGUCGUGAUUGUUGCAUCUAAUAGUUUCCCUUCUUCCCCACUGAUUGACCAUGCCACCGUUGUCCAAACAUUUUCACUUCUUGUGGACUGGAUCGUGAUUGCGUCUACCAUGUGUUCGUUAAAAGGACCACUGGGUGCUGUCAUGGAAAGUGCCCAAUUUGUGGCGUAGGUUUUAGGCCAAGGAUGCGAACUCGAUCUACCCAUGAUCUGGAUUUGAGUGUUGUUCGUGUGGAAGAUACUAAAUCCAUUGUGGUAUUUGAUCCAUCUUUUAGUAGACAUGCAUCUAGCUGCUUUACUUGGUUGCUAAACAAAAGAAUGAACAGUUGACCAAAAUUAGCAUCAAGGCUUAGUACCUGUCGAAAGCCUUCUUUCCUAUGGGGGUUGCUGCAUGAUUGCACUUCUUUAGAUGUCACUUUCAGUACAACAACUGAAGGGGGGCAGUGAAGCACCAUUGACUGCACAUGCCAUCAGUUUGUGAAGUGAUCAUGAAUAGGACAGAAACAUGUCAUCAACAAGGUGUUGUAUGUUCGCAAAGUUGAUGUAGUCACUCUUGAUAUGCCUGAUAUCUUGAAGAUAUAUGGAAUUUAGUAGGGAGUUUUAGGAGAUAGUUAUAGUAGUUAGGUUGUGUCCAUGUAUUGAUGGUCACUCAAACUAUCAGCUUCUUCCUCAUCUCCUCUUUGAAUUCCUAAUCUCCAUCAGAAAACAGCUUGGCUUCUGACUCACCUUGAACUCCAUCACUGGAUCAUCUUGCAGUGAGACUGUGUUGCAGACUUGAGUGGCUAACUUCAACUCCUCUUCCUUCUUCAGUGUCUUUCUCAUCAAUGCAUAUUAAUAUUGUGUCUCCAUUAAUUUCUCCACGGCAAUAAGCCUGUGACAGAAGUCUAGUUGAUAUAAAAAUCCAGUCUCUACCGACAACUCACAUGGAAGACUGUCAUUCUUCCUGUCUCCAGAAAGUUGGCACAGCUCAGCGGAGGGCAAUACUGAAACAGUUUGCCUCUUUGAGCUCAAUAGAAAACAAAAGGAAAUUACUCCAAAAGGAACUCUAUGACCUUGAUUUAGUCCACCUCACAUUGAGAUGGUUGACUCUCACUGCAGACAUGAUAUGAUCAUUUUGAUUUUGUGAGUUUGCUUGUGCAGACUAUUGUAUUAUAGCAAUUUGAAUGAGGGGGAUGUUACAGAUUAUAUUCAACUACUGCAAUUUAGUUUAAGGAUUAACAAGUAUAUCACAUGUUUCAAGUGAAGAUCAAACAUUUCUGAGGUUUGACAAUACAGUCGAGGUUUGACAAGUAGUGAGAGACAAUACAUUUCUGAGGUUGGAUUUUUCUCCUUAACACUGACAUGGUAGUAAUGGCCAGUACUGAGUGAGAAUUCAUUUAGUCCUCUCUGGCUUGGUGGAAGAGUGGACUAAUCUGCUUGUCUCUUUCUCCUGUAACCCCAAUUGAAUAGUGUCUUUGUGGCCAUAGGUGUUGAGAGGUUUGAAAUGAAUGACAUGUGGAAACAGUACGCUUAUUCAAGUCUUCAAAAAAUGGACUGACCUCACUUGAAUAAGAGAAGGUGAUAUCAUAACCUGGAGUCAGGUGAUUGUGAUAGCAUUAGGAAAGGAAGGUCAAUAUCUCACCUAACAAGAAACAUAGUACAAAAUAAGGCCAUCAAUUAAAAGGAUAUUAAAUGUGGGUUAAUCCAAACCAAGGUGCAAUGGCAAAUGAGCAAUGGAGGGGUAAUCGUGCACUCGACGACAAUUAACACCCUUCUCAUGGCAUCAUAUAGAGCACAGGAAAUCAUACUCCACCUUGAAUCGAACCCACAACCCAAGUAGUAGUACAUAUUACUCAAACAGGGCCAUCACGUCUUCCUACCACCACUUAACACCGCCUCUCUCUCUCUCAUUGUUUUGCUGCACAAGUUUGGCUGUCAGCACCGUCAUCGUCGCCGUCUAAUGGCGACGGGAUGGGUCAAGUCCCUGCAUUGCAAGUCUAACGCCGUGGAAGACGUCGUCUAUCCGCCGACGCCGUCGUCCAAGAAGCCGCUGCUCUCCACCGUCUCUUGCACCAACUCCUCUCACGCUGUUAAGGACGUCGUCUUCCUCUUCCCCAAGCAGCCCCGCUCCUCCUCCUCCUAUGCGCUGAACAAGAAGCCACUGCCCGAGACGAGGCAGAACCACAAUCGCAAGCAGAGGCCCGCAAGAGCGUCUCCAUCGACGCCGGCGGACGGGCUCGUGCGGCCCGUCCUCGCGGACCCGUUCCCGACGAUGGAGGAGCUGCCGAAGGGCCACUCCUCGCGGCGGGUGGUGGAGAUCAUCUUCAGCUCGAGCUGGUCAGCUUCCGCCGGGGGCGCGUUCCCGGGCGAGAUCGAGAUGCUCUUCCGGGUCGACAACCCGGCCCGGACGCUAGCCCGGUUCGAGGAGCACCGCGCGUUGGUCCGCGGUCGGGCCGUCGAUGGCGCCCGCUGCGCCGCGGACGGGAACGAGGUGUUGAGGUUCCACCUCGGGCGCGGCGCCGGCGGCGUUUACGACGCCGGGGUGGCGCGUGACGUGGUGCGGUCGUCGGCUGGGGGGGAGGCGAAGGGGGUCCGAACCUUCGCGGGGAGCGGCGGCGCGCACGCGAGUGGUGACGGCGGGGACGGUCGGAAGGGGAUGUUGGUGUGCCGGGUCAUCGCGGGCCGCGUCAGGGGCGAGUCGGACCACACCCAGUCGGACGCCGACUCGGUGAGCCUGGGUAACGGGGAGCUCGUAGUAUUCGAUCCCAGAGCGGUCCUCCCCUGCUUCCUUAUCAUCUACAAGCUCUAAACUCAACCCUCAACAAUGGCUUCCUCCCUUUCGUCUUCAAAGAUGUCUUCUUUUCUGGUGGUCAUCCUCCAACUCGGUUUACCGACCCGGCGAUGCCAAUGACUGUGGGGAGACGGUCUGAUCGUGUAAAAAUCCCUCUUUUUGGCACAGGUAUAGAAUUUUUGUCUGUUCUUGGUGUGCUUGAGUGUGACUGAGGCAUAUUGUCUGUGUUACAAGAAACCUGCAUCUUGUGAUGUUAGAUCUACUUGG